AUCGCAAGGUGGUGGAAUUGAUGAUUUUAAUAUGUGGCUAGGCUCGUUACCAUUUAAACACAAACUAUUAAUAUUCGGUAAUCAUGAAAGAGUAUUAAUUGACGAUGACGAUUUAGAAAGAGUGAAACAACAAUUUUCAAAUGCCACGUAUCUAAAUGAUGAAUUAGUCGAUAUAGAUGGAUUAAAGAUAUAUGGUGCAUCGUGGAAAGCCGAUGAUGGUCGAGAUCGACGUCAACUAUGGUCCAAAAUACCACUAGGAACACAAAUUGUCAUCACGCAUAAUCCACCAGAUGGAAAAAGCCACGCUACGAGUGACGCAUCGUUUGAUAUUGACAAAUUUUUGAUGAGAAGAAUUUUACAAGUUAAACCAAUUCUAUCCAUUUUUGGUCAUAUUCAUACAGAUUAUGGCGUGUGGGAGAAAGAUAAAGUGACGUUUGUGAAUGCAGCGAAUAUGAACGAGGAAGGAAAAGCGCUGAAUGAACCUGUCGGAUUUAGGCUCGAAAUGAAUGAUGAUAAAUUAGUAAAAUUACAACAAUUGUAA
Messenger RNA from Didymodactylos carnosus, 541 nucleotides. The record is from the annotation of a GenBank genome assembly. NCBI's taxonomy places the organism in Eukaryota, Metazoa, Rotifera, Eurotatoria, Philodinida, Philodinidae.